AUGGCUUCCCAAACUCCCCCAAAAUACGAAGAAACAAACCCCGCAAGUACAAGUACGACCGCCACUUACCCUCCACAAUCCCAGAACUGGGGUAACAUCCAGGACAUCAUAGAUUCCUCGACCUCGGGUAUAGCUCAAGUGACCCGUCGCGUUACAGGCGCAGGCGACUACUUCCGUAACACAAUCCUCGCCAAUGUCGAACGUCUAGCUGGCGAUGCAGCCUUAGCAGACGAAAAGGAAAGAUUGGCAAGAACAGGGUAUCAACAGAUGAGAGGACGACCGGAGGAGCAUACGCAUACUCCACCUAUCUCAGAAUACUAUGCACCGCAUAAUGUACAAGCAAACCAACAGCAUGGAACAACGACGGGCUCGACUGUACCACCUGGGUAUGUCGAACCCGCGAAACCGGGUUAUAAGAAUUAA
This is a messenger RNA of Orbilia oligospora ATCC 24927, 423 nucleotides long. RefSeq lists its product as uncharacterized. NCBI's taxonomy places the organism in Eukaryota, Fungi, Ascomycota, Orbiliomycetes, Orbiliales, Orbiliaceae. The transcript is spliced from 2 exons. Bases 1 to 423 code for a protein of 140 amino acids. The record is from RefSeq and is a predicted model, not a curated record.